UCCGUGACAGGUGUAACUUAACAGGAAACUGGAAUGUGUAAUCCGUGCCCUUUGGUGUAUGUGGUCGCUGCUGGAUUUUAUGUUUUGAAAAUAGUGGCGGUGAUAGGUGUUUGAAGUAUGGAAGGUCUGAGCCAUGAAGAAAAGCUGCGGCUCAGUGUUCUUAGAGAUGUUUCCAAAAUAUGUCAAGAGGUGGGAGGACAAAUAAAAAUGGAGCUGGAAAAAGAUGUUAUCAAUCUCAUUGGUGAACUCAUCUGGAAAAAAAUGCGUGUGAUCAGCCAAGACUUGGAACAUUUUGCAAAGCACGCUAAACGUACCACAAUUAAUGCCGAGGAUGUAAAACUUCUUACAAGAAGAAAUCCUUCUCUGGUAAAUUUACAACGGGCAACAGUGUGUGAAAUGGCCGAUAAGGCAGCGAAGAAAAAGCGCCAAGGCAAAGAAAAAGCUACAGAGGAGUUAUCUUGAGUUGGGUAAAACUUUACAAGGAAGUACUAUCAUGUUAAGAGUGUGAAUUUUGAGAUAUAAGCUCGUUGCCAUUCAAGCAUGAAAGCCAUCUAGUGAAUGAAGUUAAUGGUAUGUGCUACUAAAUAAAUUUCAUUCUAAGGACUUAUAAGAGAUAAUGCUUAAAUUCUGACAUUUUACUUGAAGGUAUAAAUUAUCCUGUUGAUUCAUUAAAACACACAGCAGAAUGUGUGCAUGUAUAACAUUUAUGUAGAUGGAAUGUAAACCUUUUUGAUUCAAGUAAAUCCUUUUUCACCUAAACUGAA
Messenger RNA from Zootermopsis nevadensis, 764 nucleotides. RefSeq names its product centromere protein S. Gene Ontology annotation, molecular function: chromatin binding; protein heterodimerization activity. Gene Ontology annotation, cellular component: FANCM-MHF complex. Gene Ontology annotation, biological process: replication fork processing; resolution of meiotic recombination intermediates. The record is from RefSeq and is a predicted model, not a curated record. NCBI's taxonomy places the organism in Eukaryota, Metazoa, Arthropoda, Insecta, Blattodea, Termopsidae.